Messenger RNA from Hemibagrus wyckioides, 8246 nucleotides. It is a transcript of the gene akap12a, whose product is annotated as A kinase (PRKA) anchor protein 12a. The record is from RefSeq and is a predicted model, not a curated record. The transcript has 4 exons. The coding region runs from base 164 to 7381 and encodes 2405 amino acids. Gene Ontology annotation, molecular function: protein kinase A binding; calmodulin binding. Gene Ontology annotation, biological process: signal transduction; regulation of protein kinase C signaling. Lineage: Eukaryota; Metazoa; Chordata; Actinopteri; Siluriformes; Bagridae. Gene Ontology annotation, cellular component: cytoplasm.
GCGUGCCGCUGCUCUGUGUGCGUGUGAUGGCGAGAGGAGGCUGUGCUCUAAAAAGCCUCCACAGCGACUCAGCUGCAUCACUUGCGAGUCAGACUGAUAGCUUUAGUCAGAGAGAUACGGGACAGUUUUUAGCCCUGAAAUUGACACAGGACAGGAGUGGAGCAUGGGAGCGACAUUAUCAGAGCAGCAGGAUAAAUGUGAGGAAGAUGAGGAGCAGCAUUCAGGACAGGAUGAGGAGGUAACGGAGGACAGCGCUGAAGACAAGUUGCUUCAGAAAAAUUGGAAAAUCUCUGGCCAGAAUGGAAAACCAGAAAACCAGACUGAUGAGAUGAAUAGUCAGUCUGAUGAGAGGGACCUUUUAGAUGUGGGAUCUGGAUUUGUGACACUAAACGAAGAUACUUCUGAUAUGACCGACAGUAUUCAAGAAGGAGAUGACUCUGACAACAUUAGUAAACAGAUGAACAACACAGAUGAAAGAUCUGUAAUAGUGAACGAAGAAAAUGAGGUCAAGGACAAAGUAAAUGACGCUGAAAUUGGCUUCAAAAAAAUCUUCAGAUUUGGUGGAUUUAAAUUCACUCUAAAGAAAGACAAGGGUGAAAAGAUUGAUACAAAUGAGCCUGUAGAAAGUGAGCAGGACAGAAAUGCUGCAGGUCCAUCAGAAGAAUCUUGGGACACCCCAGAUUUGAAUCCUGUCAGGAGAAAUGAGCAGGAUGAAGAAGAGAAAAAGAUUGAAGGAAUUGGGGGUGAUGCAGGUGCUGAGUCUCCUGAGACACAGUUUACUGAAAACAGGGAAGAAACCACUCCUCACAAAGGACUGAUGGGAGAUGUUCCUCAAAGCCCUGAACCUGAGGAACCCAUGUCCCCAGUUAAGCGAUUUUUCUCACAAGGAAUUUUUGGUAGUUUGAGAAAAAAGAAAAAAGAUGAAGGUGGACCAAAAGAGAAUGAAGACGAACUGAAAUGUUUGAACAAAGCGGUUGAAAAAGAAACUACAAAAGAAGACACUACAUGUACAUGCCUUGAUGUCUCUAAUAGUACAAUUGCUGAAGAUAAAAAUGGGCAGCUAUAUAAGAAAGAUGAGAGCAAACCUGCAGCUGAAGGAGACAUUAUGAAUUGUCUAGAACAAGAUAAAGUGCAAGCAAGUCCAUUCAAGAAGCUUUUUAGGAAACUGUCCACAAGAAGAUCGAGCGAAACAAAACCUGGUGACACAAAUUCACUUGACCCUGGAGAAAAUAGCAGUGAAAAUCCUCAAUUAUCCACAGAAUUAAUUAAGUCCCAGAAGGAGCAAGAAACAAAGGUGGUUGAAACACAGCCUGCGGAUGAGAUGAUGGACACGAGUCAUGAAGAGUCAAAAAAAAAGUCAGACUCAGCUGUUUCCUGGGAAAAUCUUAUAUGUGUCAGGUCUGCCAAGACAAGGGCUAGGAAAACGUCUGACUCUGAAGAUGAAACACAAGAUAAAGGAGAGGUGCACAGAAGAGCAACUGAAUCACCAUUUGAAAGUUCUACUGAAGGUGAUCAUCUUACAUCGUCCAAUGAACAAGGUGCUAGUCCUGCAGAAGAAGACAGUGGGUCCACAUGGAAGUCUUUUAAAAAGCUGGUAACUCCAAAGAGAAGAAGCAGAAUGGAAGAAAGUGGUUCAGUUGAGCAAAUCCAGUCAGACACGGAGAUUAGUAAAGAUGAAUCUUCAUGUUCCUUACGGAAACUUAUUUCAGGGCGUAAAAAAAUUAAACUUGAUGGGCAGCAAGAAUACAUAUCAUCCGAUGAAGGUAGUAAAGGCACAGGAACAGACAUUGAGGAUGACGACACCCCAGGGGUUGUACCACUGUCUGAAUAUGAAAUAGCUGAACCUAAAAUGUUGAAAGAGACGACUGAUGGAACAAAAAGAGAAAGUGAAAAAGAGAAAGAGAUGCAACCUGUUAGUGAAGAGGACAAACCUAAACAAAUACAGCCUUCAUAUAAUGUUAAACCUUUAAGCUUCGAUGCUGGCCCAUCAGGUAUACCUAUUCCCACAGAGUAUAUGGAAGAAUUGACAGAAUUCCUAAGCAAACAUCAGCAACUCAGUGACAUUCCAGAGGAAGGACUCAUUGAGGAAAGUGUUGCAACUCCACUAUCCUUUGUUGAAUGGACAACUCAGUAUGACACCUUAGCUGAAGAUAUAGUAGAUAUGACAGCUGAUGCAGUCACUGCUCCCGAACAUGCAUCUGAACACACUGAGGAUGAAACUUCUGAAAUGGUUUCUGCAGUUUCCCAACUAUCGGAUUCACCCAAAUCAUCAGGAAAUGUAACACCAAUAUCACCUGUACACCAUAUGAGAGAAUGUGACACAAUCUUUCAGGAAGUUGUGGAGUCCGUCAGCAUGGUGCCAAGUGUUUUGUCCAUCACUACACAAGACCAAGUUCCUGAGGCUCAAGCAGCGUCAGUCUCUCAGUUUAUCGUAGAGUCAACUACAACAGCUGAAACAAAAGUAUUAGUAACCCAUAAAAAAGAGGAAGCUACAUCCAUCUGUAUAGGCAUUGUUUGUCAGGACAUUAGAGCUGCUGAAGUUGUUCAUUCAUUGCCCUUAUUUGAAGGCAUAUCAGAAAUCACUCACACUGUACCAACAGAAUUUGUCUCUGAGGAUUUGGCAGAAGAAUCUAAGCUAGCAGGAAUAGCAAGUGACAAUGUCAGUGAAGCUGAAAUCGAAGAAAUCAAAACGAUGUUACAUGAAGUGCUUUCACUUGACAAGCAAUGCACAAUUCUUGCUGAAACCGCGAGAAAAUCAAAGCAAGUUAUGAUGGUUGAAAAUGUUCAGGAAGAAGUUUCUCCUGUGAUACAGAUAGAAGAUGUGGAAGAUGAUUCAGCUAAAUUAUUAAAUGGACUUCAUGAAUGCACACCGGUUCAUGCUGCAGUUUGCAGUGCAAGUCAGCUUCUUGAGGAGCAGAUUAUUACACAGAACAGCAACAGGCCUGAAACUGAAGGUCCACUACAGCCAGCUGUAGAAGAACCUGUAUAUGAACAGCAGACACAGAACACUCAAAUCCCUUCUGAGGUUGCAAAAGAGAACAGAAUUCCAGAUGUUGAAUCAUCAGCUGCUGACGUUGAGCAACUUGUUCAAGUCACUGAAGUAACAAAGCCUGUAUUAUACAGUGUUGUAGCCUUAGAGUCAGACCCUGCUCUGAAUCAAGUCUCAGCAAGGACAGAGGCUGGAGUUCUUGUAUCAGACAUGAAAUGUUCAGAGUCUAUAGCACCAAUUAGCAAUGUUAUCCCCAUAUCAGAUUCUGUUAAGAUAGAAAUGGAUUUGGAGCAAGAAGCUCAAAUGAAAAAUGACCCUUCACCACAUCAUAAAGACAGUCAUACAAUCCAAGUUAAAGUGAAAAGUUCUGAGCUACAAACAGAAAAUAAAAAUGCUGAGACAGUACCUGCACUUGGCACCACAACAGCUUCAGCAGAUGCCUUUAAAAAUAUAGAGAUUAUCAGAGAGGAAGAAAAAACAAAACAAAAGAUUGAACCUACUUCUGCAAAGACUAUUGUGGAAACUGGUGAUGAAAAGAUUGUUUACAGCCUUGAAGCUGAGAGUCUUUCAGAAAUCAUAGAUAAACCAACAGAAGGACGAGAAGGUAAAGAAAGUGAAUUGACCACACUUGUCAGGGAAAGUAUGUUACCUUUAGCAAUGACCAGUGAAGAAAGUGCAAGUAAAGAGACAGAAGAUAUGUCAGAAGUUAUCCUGGGCCUUAAAAAAGAACACACAGAAGAAGAAACGGUUCAUAUAGAAGACUGCAAGAGUAAGCAUGCUGCAGGUGAUGAAAUAGGCAUGCUCACACUUAAUCCAACUGAAACAGUUGAGGAGACCAAGAAGCCGCCAGUCAUCUCUGAGCAACCAAGAGUCUAUGAAGAAAUGCCAGAGAAUGGAGUCCAACCACCAGCAACAGACGAACUGAUCGCAGAUGCACAAACUAAAGCUCCAGGGCCUGAAGAUGAUUCAGCAAAAUCAGAGGCGGUUAAAAGAUCAUGUGUGGAUGAUGAACCAGAUAAAUUAUUAGCAAAUGAGCAAGAAGAUAAUGAAACAGCAAAUCCUGAAAUUACUACAGACCUAAAAACUGUAGAGACAUUUAAGACAUUUCCUGAAGUUGAGCCGCAAUGUGACCCAGAUGAGCAACAAACCGAAGUUUUAAUCUCAAAACCAGAAAUGUUUCAAGCAACUGAGUCAAGUCAUGAACCUUAUGAGGAAAAUAAUGAAGCAACUGAAGCCAUGGUUAAAAUGACUGAAACCAUUUCAACAUUUAUGUGUGAAGAAGAAAAAAGAGUUCAGUGUAAUACAACUGAACAACCAGUGGCAACUCGACAGUGCUUUAAUGAAAUAGACAGAGUAUGUUCAUUAGAUCAAUCUGUAAUGUCUGACACACUUUCAGCAGAGAAGCAAGAGGAUAAUGAAACAGCAAAGCCUGAAGUUAAAACAGAAAUCAUUACAGAACACCAAGAGGCAGUGACAGGAUUAUCUUCAGCACAAACACUUUCACCAAUAUUGAAGAACGUUUUAGAAAAAGAGGAUGCAAACAUCACCAGACCAGUUAUAGUUGAGGUGACGGAACCAAAAUUAGAACUGCUUAUGAUAACAGAGACAAUACAACACACAUCAGAAGUCCCGGGACUGGAUGACCAGACAAUAGCUCCUGAAACAGAAACCUUAGUGAGAACAUGUGUGGAAAAGGAUGUUGAAGCACAGGGCUCUGUUGUGACAUCAUUAAAAGAAGACACAGAUGUGAACUCUUCAGUUUUGAGAAGCAGUGAAGCACAGAUAAAAACCGUGAUCUCUGCGGUACAAACGCUAGAGGAGCGAACAGCAGCAGAUAUCCCAGUGAUUCAAAAGCCAACUGUUGGUCAGCUGAUCCAGGAACCAGAAAUGUCCAUGGUGGCACAAGAAAUAAAGGAAACAAAACCAGACACAGAUGAUGUUACUACAUUAAAUAUACCUGUGGCAGAAGUUACAAGAGUAGAAGUGACCAAACAGAUCAUAAAAGGAGCAGUUCUGACAUCAACAGUAGCAGAGUAUGAAAUUACAAAAUUGAAGGAGGACGUGGUUUCAACAGUUACUACAUUAAUUGAAGAGCCAACAGUAGCUUCUUGUGUAAAACUAAAAACAGCAUCAGAGGCCUCACUGGUUGAAACACCAACAGUGGUUCCAGCUGAAGUCCAAAGACCAACUGUUGUCCCUGUGAUAGAAACACUGGCAGUUAACAGAGCAGUAAAGGAAGUGGAAACGCCAGUCACUGAACCAGAGGUUGAGGAAAGACACCAUGAUGCACAAGCUGCAGUUAACAUUGAAGUGAAACACCUACCACUGACUGAAAUAAAAGUAACAGAAAUAACUGAACAGAUAGCUGGAGAGACGUUCCUGAAAUUUGAGCCUCAGCUCAACACUGAACAGCCACAGAAAGAAUUUUUAUCCUUAAAAUCAGAAGAGAGUCAAGCACCUGAGUCAAGUCAUAAACCUUAUGAGGAAAAUAAUCAAGUAACUGGUGCUGAUGAAAUAAGUGAAACCAUUUCAUCAGCUAUACAUGAAAAAGUAACAGGAGUGGAAUGUAAAAUAUCUGACCAACCAGUAAAAACUGGACAGGGUGGAGAUGGAGAACCAGUAAGUGCAAUGGAUCAUGUAAGUGAAAUACUUGCUAAAGAUAAAGCUGAAUCCCCAGAAGGUUUUGUCAUGUCUGAAACUGAAGGGUCUGAGCAUGUAUUGGAGGUAACAAAAGCUAGUGUUGAAGUUGUAACUGAACAUGAGGUUGAAAUGACAGUGGGAUUUCAAGAAAACAUUGUCUAUCCAGACGCAACUAAACAAGAAGAAGUGUCUGAAAUAGACGUGGAAAAUGCAGCAGUCACUGAAAAGAACACAGAACGAACAGCAGCAUUAAAACUGAAGGAGGAAUCAACCAUUAUCAAGUCUGAAGGACAGACAGUACUCACAUCUGAGCAAGUGGCAGAGUCACCAAUUGUGAGUGUAAAUGAAAAUAAACCUGAGGUGCUGACACAUGAAAUGAGUAAAAUUGGAGCAGAGACACUGGAUGUGGCAGAAUCAAAGGCAGAUAUUAAUGUAGUAUCAGAGAUUCAAGCAGAAAUGCCUGGUGUGGCCUCACCAGUGGAAACACCGGUGGUCAUAUCGACAGAAAAGACUGGUAAUGUAGAAGCUCUUGCUUUGACAUCAGUAAUAAACAGAUUACAGUCGGAUUUAAAAUCAGUCAACGAACCAGAGGUUUCUACAGGAUCCCUACGACACGAAACUCCCAUUGUAGUCUCAGAUAUACAAACAGUGACAGGGUUAUCUUCAGCACAAACACUUUCACCAAUAAUAAAGGACAUUUCAGAAAAAGAGGAUGCAAACAUCAACAGACCACUUAUAGUUGAGGUGACAGAACCAAAAUUAGAAAUGCUUAUAGUAACAGAGACAAUACAACACACAUCAGAAUUCCCAGUACAAACAAUGGAGACCUCAGCUCUUGAAACAGAAACCUUAGUGAGAACAUGUGUGGAAAAGGAUGUUGAAGCACAGGGCUCUGUUGUGACAUCAUUAAAAGAAGACACAGAUGUGAACUCUUCAGUUUUGAGAAGCAGUGAAGCACAGAUAAAAACCGUGAUCUCUGCAGUACAAACGCUAGAGGAGCGAACAGCAGCAGAUAUCCCAGUGAUUCAAAAGCCAACUGUUGGUCAGCUGAUCCAGGAACCAGAAAUGUCCAUGGUGGCACAAGAAAUAAAGGAAACAAAACUUAAGACACUAGACACAGUUGAUGUUACUGCAUCAAAGAUACCUGUGGCAGAAGUUACAAGAGUAGAAGUGACCAAACAGAUCAUAAAAGGAGCAGUUCUGACAUCAACAGUAGCAGAGUAUGAAAUUACAUCGUUGAAGGAGGACGUGGUUUCAACAGUUACUACAUUAAUUGAACAGCCAACAGUAGCUUCUUGUGUAAAACUAACAACAGCAUCAGAGGCCUCACUGGUUGAAACACCAACAGUGGUUCCAGCUGAAGUCCAAAGACCAACUGUUGUCCCUGUGAUAGAAACACUGGCAGUUAACAGAGCAGUAAAGGAAGUGGAAACGCCAGUCACUGAACCAGAGGUUGAGGAAAGACACCAUGAUGCACAAGCCGCAGUUAACAUUGAAGUGAAACACCUACCACUGACUGAAAUAAAAGUAACAGAAAUAACUGAACAGGUAGCUGAGGAUGUAGAAAAUACAACAAACCUCAAAGAGAGUAAAAGCUCUGAAGAGCAGAGAGGACGAUUACAAGAGGUUUUUGUCCCUGUUGUGAAGACAGUUGAACCCCUACCAGGAGCAGAUGAUGAUAUAUGGGAGGAUGCUACUGAAGAUAUUAAAGAUGAUCAUUGUUCCAGGACGAAAGCAAGCGGAGGUUUAUAAGAUGCAACCGUGUGCCAUGGCGAUAAGUGAAGCCUGUUUGACUGAAUGCCAGUGAAGAAGAUAGAGUCUUCUAACAGACUCUGGAAACAGUAAAGGCUGAGGGUGACCCCAGCAUGAAUGUCUUGAUGAAGCCACAAUUUGGUGAAACGUUACAGAAGAUGUGUAUAAGCAAUAAUGCAGUACAGGAAAGGCAAGCAUUUAAAAGCAAAGCCAUAAUGACACAAAUUAUUUACUCAAUAAUAUUUUAUCAAUAUUUUGUAUUUUAAUUUUGUGCCUUUAGCAACCCGAUAUAAACAUGCACCCUCAAUUUUGAAGGUAAAUCAAGUUUAAAUGUAGACAUUUUAGUGAUACUGCAGUGGGAUUAGUUUGUUAGCAUCAUGAAUACAUAGAAUAGCUAGACCUCGCUUUACAUUCACAUACUCUUAAAUCAUGUUUAAAUAAAUAUAAUGCUGUCACCAAAGCUAUAUUUACAAUUGUAUAUAGCCUACCUGGACUUCUUAUUACCAGAGAGUAAACACUGGUUCAAGGAAUCUCUUAAGUCAUUAAAAAUGAUAAGUUAUAGUAUAACUUAAGUAUAAAAUAAUAUGUUUAUAGAAUGAUUUGUCUUUAAAUCUGACAAUUAUUGUUUUUUGUGAAAUUUGAACAAUCACCAACUAUAUGCAAAAAAAGAUUUUUUGUCCUCAUUUUGUCAAAAAAUAAUAUUUAUAUUUAAAAUCUUUAAACAAAUUUAAACUUUUAAAAAUAAUAUCUAGGUUUAAGUCUCAUAAAUCUGUUAGAGUUUUAUUAUUAUUCCACACAAACCAAUGUGGUGAAUUUCUGGAGCGUUUUAAGUUACUGCAAGCAUUCUGUAUUCUGUUUUAUUAUU